Messenger RNA from Leguminivora glycinivorella, 2766 nucleotides. Its product is annotated as endonuclease/exonuclease/phosphatase family domain-containing protein 1-like. The record is from RefSeq and is a predicted model, not a curated record. NCBI's taxonomy places the organism in Eukaryota, Metazoa, Arthropoda, Insecta, Lepidoptera, Tortricidae. Gene Ontology annotation, cellular component: plasma membrane. The coding region runs from base 287 to 1960 and encodes 557 amino acids. The transcript is spliced from 6 exons.
ACGAUAAGACGUUUUCUUGUCUGUGGUUGUUGCUGAUUAUGGCUGAACGGGGGAAGUUGUGUCAGCAAACUCCACUUUAUUUUUAGUUUUGAAAAAAUAUUUAUCUAGCUAUUAGUGUAAGUGUGUUUUCACGUGAUAAGUGCAACAAUAGUUAGUUAAUUAUAGUGCAAGUGUUCCAAUCGUGCUGUGUUAUAGUGCAUCGCGAUCUAUUAUUAGUUUUUUUAAUAGUCUUUUGAAUUUAGUGUUAUGAUCAAUAUUUGAUUUGUAAGCAACCGUGGCGGUCAAUAUGGGGCAGAGUCCGAGUUCGAUGAGGAGCAAGAGCGGUCGGCAGCGCUCAUUCAGAGGGUUCGCGCGGCGGCACAAACUGAAUAAAUCCAGUUUGAGCCAUACGUUUAGUUUGCCGCCGUCGGAGGAGUACCCGGAGCUGAUGAACGUGAACACGGCCACGGAGGAGCAGCUGAUGACGCUGCCCGGCGUGACGCGGCAGCUGGCGCGCGCCAUCGUGCUGCACCGACAGAUGAUCGGCCGCUUCAAGCGCGUCGACGACCUUGCCUUAGUCUCAGGUAUAGGAGCUGAGAAAUUAGAGCUGCUCAGACCGGAGAUUUCAAUUAGCAACCGCAAGCAAGUCUCAAGAGCGAGCUCCUGCUCUCAAUCAUUAGACAGUGUCCGGGGUUCUGUAGAAAGCAAGCUUUGUUCUGUUAAUUCUUCCAGUGUUUUCCAAUUGCAAUGUGUGCCCGGUUUGAACCAAGAGAUAGCAGCCAAUAUAGUAGAUUACCGGAACAAGAAGGGACCAUUCAAGUCGCUAGAUGAUUUAAUAAAAGUCCGAGGCAUGGAUGUUGUGAGACUUAGCACUGUGAAGCAACACUUAAGUCUAGAGCUAAGGAAAUGUGAGAGUCUUCAGUAUCUGACCAAUGGACAUCUAAAUGGUUGUGCAGAUGAUACACUCCCCAAGUCUCUCUUGAAUGGUGUGACUAGUACUCCGAAGACGCCUCAUAGAAAGAGCUUAUCAAUGCCAAAUAAACUUCCAAUGAUUUUACCAAAUGGCUUUGCAGCGGCACCUGUGAAUGAUAUUCUAGAUCUAUUGUCAGCGUAUUCCCACAGACCAAUAGUAGAAGAGGAGUUUAAGUACGAGCGGGACGGGAUCAAGUGCUGUAGGUUAGCGUCAUGGAACUUACACAAGCUUGAUGUAGAUAAGAUAACUAACCCAGGCGUCAGAGAAGUCAUUUGCAGGACAAUUUUGGAAAACAAAUUGUCCCUCAUCGCAAUCCAAGAUGUCCUAGACGUAACGGCUCUAAAAAUUCUCUGCGACGAGUUAAACUCACCAUCGCUCAGGAGAGUUAGGGAAUGGAAGAGUAACAGCCAUAGAUGGGAGUACUGCAUAGCUGACCAGUUAGAUAGUGAAAAGUUGGGUUUCCUCUUCGAUUCAUCCAACAAAGGUAUAACGAUAGAGGACAUCCCCCUUGACCAAGUGUGCCUUCUGAGCGAAGCAAGCGAGAUUAGGCCGCUCGUCAGCGAGCUGGCAACGUUGCGGAGCGAGCGAUACAUCACUGCGCCACAGGCGUUCCUGCUCUCUGGGCGACCAACAGUCAUCCUAAACGUGAUGUGUCACAACCGACUGUCGACUGAGGAUGUGGACCAUAUACAGAGGGUCGUCAAAAUGGCGGGCCAGUGCGCGCUACCACUGGCGCUCGCUGGCGAGUUCGCGAGCUGGACCAACGUGCAGACUCUCGACAGUUGCGAGCCGCUCCUAGACGAAGGUCUCUCCACCACCAUAGACAACAAGCACACCGGCCAAACCUGCAUUGUCUCCCCCGGCACCAUAGACAAGUCCAUCUUCAACGGCCACUCAGGAGCUAUCAAGUCUGGCCUCAGCCACCUCGCGAUCCCUAGAGGUUGGUCGUGGGGCGGUCCGGCUUCACCCUACUGCCCUCUAUGGGCGGAGAUGAAGGUCCCUGAUUGACACCUAGAUAUGAGGAUAUUACCUUCCGCGGUUUUGUUCUUCCUGCACUGUCUUCUUUUGGUGAUGUUGCAUAUGUUUUAUUUUAAUAGUUACGUGUUUUAGUGAGUUUAUUUGAGUUAUUGAUGGUAGAGGAGUUGUGAAGUCUAAAGUCCACAGACUGUCAGUUAUUCGGCACUGUUACUUGGUCUACUAAAAGUGAGACUAAUAUUGUUCACGGAAAUAAUAAUUGGUUGACUCUUAAGAAAAAACGUACCCACAGUACGUUUUCUAAUUUAUAGCACGAUUUUACACACACGGCAUCAGAUAAUAUAUUUAUUUUAUUUCUUGGUACCUCUUUGAGCCAAGGUUACCGCAUAAUGGACGGAGCGAUACCUAUAGCUAGUAACUUAGGCUUUACAAGUGUUCUACUAUCAGUAGCUCUUUAAUUUAAAGUUAAGUUUGAAUUAUUUAAAUUCCAAUCCAAUGAAUUGUUAUAAGAUAUCUUCCUUUUUAAAUCCUCAAUAAAUAUAACCAAUUUUCACUUGCAUCAUAAUCAAUUUUAAUAAAUCAAUACUUUUAUAAUACCAUAUUGCUACUAAAGUGUAAUUAAUGAAUUGUAACGUUAUAUUUAAGAUAUUUUACCGUUCUGACUGGAUUUUGUUUAUUAUUAAUUAUAAUAAAUAUUAACAAUAAGUACGCAACUACGAACAGAGACAUCACUGGUAGCACUUGUUCAGUUGUUCACAUAGAUAUUUGUGUAUGUUUAGUAUCAUUAUAAAAAGAUGGAAUAGUAUUUGUCCAAAAUGGUGAUUUAUUUCUGUAACGUA